AUGUUGAAGUCGGUGCUUAUGUUAACGUCUUUAUUCACUAUCAUCGUUGACCAUCAUGCGGUGAGGUCACAAGGUGGGGCCACACAACAAAUUGAAGCCAUUGUCAAGGGUCGAUGUUUUGCCUACAGAUUCGUCAGACCACCAGGACUAUUACCAAUACCGGAUGUUGACUGCGAUGAGCUGUGGGCUAACUUUUCCAGCGCUUGGACAUACAGAGAAUCUUGUGGUCAAAACAGGAGCAGUUAUGAAAACCUUAUUCACCCACUGAAUCAGCCUUUGCCGCCAAAUAAGUCGCUGUUUUGGGAAGAAACCAAGGACUUCACACACAGACUAGCCAAUGACGGCAAACGUUAUGUCCCCAUAGAGUCCACUCUCAUCGGGUAUGUAGCAGAUGACCUCACCUGGUGUGGACAAACCUCUGCCCCGGGGAUCAACUUCACCUACUGCCCGCCAUAUCAUUCUUGCUCCAACGAAGUUAUGUUCGAUUUUUGGGUGGCAGCUUCCAAAUGGUUCGCAUCUCAUGCUCAAGGUGAAGUACGCGUUGUUCUGAACGGCUCACUGCCUGCUGGGGUAGCGUACGGAAGAAACAGCGUAUUUGCAUCUGUAGAGCUUGCGAACUUGAGGAGCGGUAUUGUCACAAAACUUACUGCAUUACUUGUUCAUGAUCUGGACAAACCUAAAAUGGAAACUUGUGGAUCACAAUCACUUCUUGAUUUAAAAGCUGAUGUGCUGGCAAAAAACAUUGCAUUUGAUUGUCUAGAAAAUCCACCGGAAGUGAAAUACUUACUAUGUGCAGAUCUCCCAGAGAGUCCCGAGUGCAAGCAAAAUGACUGUGGAAAUCUUCCACCUUACAACCGAGGUUCAGGCGUGGUCACUGGAAGCAAGGAAGGCCUCUGUUCAAUACUGCUAUAUUUGGCGUUAACGUCUGUCGUCAUCUCCAUGGGCAGAUAA
Candidula unifasciata is the source of this 951-nucleotide messenger RNA. NCBI's taxonomy places the organism in Eukaryota, Metazoa, Mollusca, Gastropoda, Stylommatophora, Geomitridae. The record is from the annotation of a GenBank genome assembly.